Molecule: messenger RNA, 786 nt
Organism: Cooperia oncophora
Lineage: Eukaryota; Metazoa; Nematoda; Chromadorea; Rhabditida; Trichostrongylidae
Source: the annotation of a GenBank genome assembly
AUGAUGUCUCGAUUUUGGAGGAAAUCGGAGGUGCUGAUGAACGGCACCAUUGCCGUCUCUUUGUACCGUUCGACUCGUAGUCGAUUAGUUGUUGCAAUCGGUGAUGUGCCUGGCCCUCUGGUGAAAGGGUGUAUUUCAUUUGUGACCGAGACGGAUUGUGAUGAUGGCCUACCUCACACGUUGGAGCAUUUGGUAUUUAUGGGCAGCAAGAAAUAUCCAUACAAAGGUGUAUUGGACGUCAUUGCAAACCGUUGCCUGGCCAGCGGUACAAACGCAUGGACCGAUCAGGAUCACACAGCGUACACACUGAGCACAGUUGGUAGUGAAGGGUUCUUCAAAGUGUUACCGGUCUACCUCAAUCAUCUUCUUUCUCCUAUGUUGUCGCCAUCUCAAUUCGCUACUGAAGUCCAUCACAUUAAUGGUAAAGGUGAAGAUGCUGGUGUGGUCUACAGUGAAAUGCAAGAUCAUGAAUCGGAAAUGUCAUGCAUAAUGGAUAGGCGGGUACUCUUACUAAAGAAGAAGGAGAUUCUGUACCCUCCCAACAAUUCAUAUCGUGUCGACACGGGUGGGCGAUUGCCGAGUCUUAGGACGACGUGUAAUUUGGAAAAGGUUCGCGAUUUCCACAAGAAAUAUUAUCACUUAUCGAAUAUGAUGAUGGUCACAGUGGCAGGGCGAGUUAAUCAUGAAAGGUUGCUGAAGAGAUAUGAUGAACUAACCGAGCGAAGUUACAAAGCAAUAUUCUCCUUCUGCGUACAAUUUUAUCUAUCACACCACUUGUUGCUCUAA